AUGAACCAAAGAGGAUCCUUCAAUCGCCAAACAAGCUUCUCAUGGUCUCAGAAGUACACUUCUGGAAGUAAAAAUUCAGCCUCGAGCAGGUACAUGAGAAGCUGCACCUUCGGGUUCAUCCCAGAUAAGUCUGAGUUUUCAGCUAUGGAGUUUCUGAAACAUCUUGCAGAGAGAAUGGCCAGAGCUAUAAGAUUUGUGUCUGAAGAGAGAAGAAGAAGAAGAACGAGAAGAAGAACAAGAAGAAGUAACUUGCCACAAAAUCCAUCUCCUUCCUUGGGAAGAUCAGAUUCAAGAACAGGUAAUGGAGGCUUUGUGGAUUCUUACAGGUCUGAUGCAGUGGAGGACUGUAUUGAGUUCAUUCAUUCCUCCUUUUCAAGAUCAAACUCCACAGCCAACUCUCUGACUACUCAAUAA
Neltuma alba is the source of this 414-nucleotide messenger RNA. Its product is annotated as josephin-like protein. The record is from RefSeq and is a predicted model, not a curated record. Bases 1 to 414 code for a protein of 137 amino acids. The transcript has a single exon. NCBI's taxonomy places the organism in Eukaryota, Viridiplantae, Streptophyta, Magnoliopsida, Fabales, Fabaceae.